AUGUCUGGACGAAAUAUCUCACAUGGUCGCGGUGGCGCUGGUAAUAUAACCCGCCAGGAAAAGCCCUCAACCCCCACACCACAGGACUUUGUCACCCCGACAAUCAAGCAGGAUGUCUACACAACUGGUCGCGGUGGCUCAGGCAACAUGGUUCAGAAUGAUCUCGAACGACCAGAGAUCGCCCGCGAGAGACAGGAUGUUGAAUCACCGCCAUUGCGGGCGCAGGUCAUGCCUCAUUAUAUCGGACGAGGUGGUGCUGCCAAUGCCUAUAUCCCCAGUGUGGAAGAUGAGAGGCUGGCCCAGGAACAUGAUGCGGAGUUGAUGCGCGUACAAACUCUGUCCAACGAACGGGCUAAGAAGGCUGAGCAUGAUCGACUGGAGUUGAUCGACUCUCUAGUUGAAAAGCCUCCUCAGGCUUAUACGAGGAAUCACUUGAAUCACUCGAAAAAUCUGGAGUGA
Molecule: messenger RNA, 459 nt
Organism: Penicillium taxi
Lineage: Eukaryota; Fungi; Ascomycota; Eurotiomycetes; Eurotiales; Aspergillaceae
Product: DUF3602 domain-containing protein
Exons: 3
Coding region: 1-459 (152 amino acids)
Source: RefSeq, a predicted model, not a curated record